Messenger RNA from Lacerta agilis (Sand lizard), 1726 nucleotides. RefSeq names its product diphthamide biosynthesis 3 (gene DPH3). Bases 69 to 317 code for a protein of 82 amino acids. Gene Ontology annotation, molecular function: metal ion binding. The transcript is spliced from 3 exons. NCBI's taxonomy places the organism in Eukaryota, Metazoa, Chordata, Lepidosauria, Squamata, Lacertidae. The record is from RefSeq and is a predicted model, not a curated record. Gene Ontology annotation, biological process: protein histidyl modification to diphthamide.
ACGUGUAGUUUUUCCGUUGCGUUAAUAGAAAGCUGCUCAUCGGGGAGACGGUAGAUCCGGUCUGGGGCAUGUCUGUUUUCCACGACGAAGUGGAGAUCGAGGACUUCGAGUUCGAUGAGGAGACGGAGACCUACAGCUACCCGUGUCCCUGCGGGGACCGGUUCCUCAUCACGCGGGAGGAUCUGGAGAAUGGUGAAGAGGUAGCCACCUGUCCAAGCUGCUCACUCAUAGUAAAAGUCAUCUACGAUAAGGAACAGUUUAUGUGUGGCGAAGAAGUCUCUGCACCACCAGCAAACAAAGAACUGGUUAAAUGCUGAUGAUCGUUUGAUGAACUUUGCUGUUCCUGGAAAAUUUGGGCAGAAAGAUGCCAGAAUGCCUGUUCUGAAGAGACUCUGCAUAUAUAGCAACUUGUUCUUUCUCAUCAGCUUCAUCAAUUGCUUGAGAAAAAGAACUGAUGUGUCAAAAAAUUUCAUGUAUUUGUGUGCAUAAGUUCUUAAUAUAUUUAAAUACAUGGAGUAAUCUUCCACAUGUGAGAUUGAAAAUGGUGACAGUGCACAAUACAUGAAAGUGUUAGAAGUGCUUGUUGCACUUCUCGGACAAUGGAUUCUUCUAUGUGUUGUACAGAACAUGUUGCUAGAUCCUAUAAUAUGAGCAAGAAGACUCUGCUGCUUUUUUUAAAAGAGGGGGGUUCUGUAUUAGAGGCCAAAUUUGUACCAAUUGUCUUGAUGAUCUUUUGUUUUCUGCAAACCUGCAUCAUGCUAAACUCUCCUGUCUUGCAAAACUGAAUAGUUUACAAUGACAUUUCUAUUUUCCUUAGUGGGUUGCUGUAAGCAAAUGUAACACCAGACCUGGUAUUUCCAAAUAUGGAGCCAAAUCUUUCUGUACAGCAGGUAUGGGGAACCUGUGGCUCUUCAGGUGUUGCUGAACUACAACUCCCAUCAUCUUUGGCCAUUGGUCACAAUUGCUAGGGGUGAUGGGAAUUGUAAUCCAUCAACAUCUGGAGGGCCACAGGUUCACCGUACCUGUUUUCAGUUGGCUUGACUUAAUUCUGUUUAAACUUAUGUAAACUAUUAGUUCUUAUAAUUGCCACAUCAGCUAGUCUCCCUAGAGAGAGAUCCAGUUACUGCUACCUUAUAUUUGUAUCUAUAAUCCUCAUCACUGCCUUACGUACUUGGUUUGUGAGUGGAUUUUUCAGUUGGGCUUGCAAUUUCAUGAUGUGAGAUUUUGGUGACACUUUCCGUGUAUUUAUUACAUUGAUUCUGAGUUGGAAAAUAUCUACCGUGAUGACUUCCACUUCAAUCUGUUUUUCCUGAAUUCCUGUAAGUGCACCUAAAUAUCAGGUUUAAAAUGAUUAGAUGUCCUGUCCACACGACUGUAAAUCCUUCAGGCUUACAAUUUAAUAUUUAAAUUCCUAAUCUUGGAGCUGUGGACAGGCACACACUGAUUUCAUUUUUACUGUUUUUCACUAAUAAUCCAGUAGUGGAGUUGCAAGAAUCUUUAGAAUCAAGCAAUCUAUUUAACUUGCAAUCGCGCAGAAUGACAUUGUGCAUUUGUAAGGCUUUGAGAUCUCCUUUCUGACCAACUUGUCAUCAAUCAAAUGGUUCUUUGCUGUUAAUUCCAUUUGUUAACAGCAGUUGCUUUUGGUGGCCAAUAGGUGGCACUGAAAGUUUGUAGACUGAUAUACAGUGGUACCUCUGGUUAAGUACUUAAUUCGUUCCGGAGGUCU